AUGUGGAAAAGUUUGAGAUUAACGCAAUCACAAUUGUUAAAGUUAAAAUAUUUUAAUGGCUACAAAUUGCAGCCAGUCGGUGUUCCAGCUUUGGACUCUGUAUUAAAUCAAUGGUAUGAGUUUUGCAAAAAGCCACCGAAGGGAUUUGAAAAAUAUUUUCAGCCUGGUACUAGUCAGAAACAGUCAAAAAAAUCAGACGAAGACAGUUCACCAGCACCUUCAAAGAGUUCGCCGUCAAUCUCUAAAUCGAGUUCAUCAUCAGACAAAUGGAAUAUGAAUAUGUUCUCGGGGUCGAGUGGCGGUGGCGGUGGUGGUAGCGGCGGUGGUCGUCCUGGUUACGAGGGCACUGACAGAGAAAAAUGGAUGAUGUUUGGUGCUAUGGGUAUUGUCACUUUGCUCGCAUCAAUCGCCUAUUAUGAACUACGCUACAGAGAGAUCAGUUGGAGAGACUUUGUCAAUCUUUAUUUAUCUAAAGGUGUAGUGGAGAAACUGGAAGUAAUAAAUAAAAAAUGGGUUAGAGUCAAGGUAAAUCCUGGCUCUGCUGUUGAAGGAAAAGUCAUCUGGUUUGCUAUUGGCAGUGUAGACUCAUUUGAAAGAAAUUUAGAGAAUGCACAAUUAGAAAGGCAUAUUGAGCCACCCAACUUCCUUCCUGUUAUUUACAAGACAGAAGUGGAAGCUGCCAGUUUAACAGGCAUGCUGCCUACUCUGCUUAUAAUAGGCUUUUUAAUUUAUAUGAUGAGAAGAUCAGCAGACAUGAUGGGUCGUGGAGGUAGAAAAGGAGGUGGACUCUUUGGUGGUGUAAUGGAAUCUACUGCAAAACUUAUAAAUCCUACAGACAUUGGUGUGAAGUUCCAAGAUGUAGCUGGUUGUGAAGAAGCUAAAAUAGAAAUUAUGGAAUUUGUAAACUUUCUCAAAAAUCCACAACAAUACAUUGACUUAGGAGCAAAAAUUCCUAAAGGCGCUUUGCUAACAGGUCCUCCAGGGACUGGUAAAACAUUGUUAGCUAAGGCUACUGCGGGAGAGGCUAAUGUUCCAUUCCUUACUGUGUCUGGUUCUGAAUUCUUGGAGAUGUUUGUUGGUGUUGGCCCUUCCAGAGUCAGAGACAUGUUCUCAAUGGCCCGAAAACAUGCUCCUUGCAUCCUCUUCAUAGAUGAAAUUGAUGCAGUGGGUCGAAAGCGAGGUGGACGCAGUUUUGGUGGCCAUUCUGAACAAGAAAAUACACUCAACCAGCUUCUAGUUGAAAUGGAUGGUUUUAAUACUACAACUAAUGUUGUAGUAUUAGCUGCUACAAACAGAGUUGAUAUUCUUGAUAAGGCACUGCUUAGACCAGGUAGAUUCGACCGACAAAUCUUUGUGCCAGCACCAGAUAUAAAGGGUAGAGCUUCUAUUUUCAAAGUACAUCUGGUUCCUUUGAAAACCACACUGGACAAGGAGAGUUUGGCAAGAAAAAUGGCUGCACUUACACCAGGUUUCACUGGUGCGGACAUAGCGAACGUCUGCAACGAAGCUGCCUUAAUUGCCGCAAGAGGGUUAGCCAAUGAUAUCAACAUGAAGAACUUUGAACAAGCGAUAGAGCGAGUUGUUGCUGGAAUGGAGAAAAAAUCGAAUGUCCUCCAACCUGAUGAGCGAAAGAUUGUCGCCUAUCAUGAAGCAGGCCAUGCUGUAGCCGGCUGGUUUCUUCAGCAUGCUGAUCCUCUCCUGAAAGUCUCCAUCAUCCCCAGAGGUAAGGGUCUUGGAUAUGCCCAGUAUUUGCCCAAAGAGCAGUACCUCUAUAGCAAAGAACAACUGUUUGAUAGAAUGUGUAUGACUCUUGGUGGCAGAGUCAGCGAGGAACUAUUUUUUGGUAGAAUUACGACUGGUGCCCAAGACGAUUUAAAGAAGGUCACUCAAAGCGCUUACGCUCAAAUAGUCCACUAUGGCAUGAACGCUAAAGUAGGAAAUGUGUCGUUUGAUAUGCCACAACCAGGGGAAAUGGUUAUCGAUAAACCCUAUUCUGAAAAGACCGCCGAACUAAUAGAUACAGAAGUCAGAGACUUAAUAAAUACAGCGCAUCAAUUCACAACCGAACUUUUGACUAAACAUAAGGACAAUAUAACAAAAGUAGCUGAAAGAUUAUUGAAACAAGAGAUCCUAAGUAGAGAUGAUAUGAUUGAGCUUUUGGGACGUCGACCUUUCCCUGAAAAGAGUACCUACGAAGACUUCGUUGAAGGUACUGGGUCUUUAGAUGAAGAUACUUCGUUGCCGGAAGGUCUUAAAGAUUGGAACAAAGAGAAGCAACCAUCAACACCGCCAUUGCCUUCGGCUACAACUACCUCCAGUAAAAAAUAA
Molecule: messenger RNA, 2328 nt
Organism: Arctia plantaginis
Lineage: Eukaryota; Metazoa; Arthropoda; Insecta; Lepidoptera; Erebidae
Source: the annotation of a GenBank genome assembly